UUCCGGGUCAAUGCAGGACACCGGGCUCCGGCGGCCAGAGUGGGGGCCGAGGUGAAGCGGAGCCGGUCCGGGGCCGGCCGGGACGAGGCCGGAGGCUGCGCGGCGGCGACGGCAGUGGCCGGGAGGGGGGAGGCGAGGCGCAGCCCGAGGAGCCGCCGCAGCAGCUCCCCCGCCUCCCGGGCCGAGGGAAUUUUAGGAAAGGAAGAUGGAUCAACCUAGUGGAAGGAGUUUUAUGCAAGUAUUAUGUGAAAAGUAUAGUCCUGAAAACUUUCCUUACCGCCGUGGUCCUGGGAUGGGAGUCCAUGUCCCAGCCACACCUCAGGGCUCUCCUAUGAAAGAUCGCCUCAACCUCCCAAGUGUACUGGUGUUGAACAGCUGUGGAAUAACCUGUGCAGGAGAUGAAAAAGAAAUUGCUGCUUUCUGUGCUCAUGUGUCGGAACUAGAUCUUUCUGACAACAAACUGGAAGACUGGCAUGAGGUCAGUAAAAUUGUGUCAAAUGUUCCCCAGUUGGAGUUUCUAAACCUGAGUUCCAAUCCUCUGAAUUUAUCGGUUUUAGAAAGAACGUGUGCUGGGUCCUUCUCUGGGGUUCGCAAACUUGUCCUCAACAACAGCAAAGCUUCUUGGGAGACAGUCCACACGAUACUGCAGGAGUUACCAGAUUUGGAGGAGCUCUUCCUGUGCCUUAAUGACUAUAAAACAGUGUCUUGUCCUUCUAUUUGCUGUCAUUCUCUUAAGCUACUACAUAUAACAGACAAUAACCUCCAAGACUGGACUGAAAUACGAAAAUUAGGAGUUAUGUUUCCUUCACUGGAUACCCUCGUCCUGGCCAACAAUCAUUUGAAUGCUAUUGAGGAGCCUGAUGAUUCAUUGGCCAGGUUGUUUCCUAAUCUGCGAUCCAUCAGCCUCCACAAGUCAGGUUUGCAGUCCUGGGAAGACAUUGACAAACUAAAUUCAUUCCCCAAACUGGAGGAAGUGAGAUUAUUAGGAAUACCUCUUCUGCAGCCAUAUACCACCGAGGAACGAAGGAAAUUGGUAGUAGCCAGAUUGCCAUCGGUUUCCAAACUUAAUGGCAGCGUUGUUACAGAUGGCGAGCGAGAAGAUUCUGAGAGAUUUUUUAUUCGUUACUAUGUGGAUGUUCCACAGGAAGAAGUGCCAUUCAGGUAUCAUGAACUGAUCACAAAAUAUGGGAAACUGGAGCCUUUGGCAGAAGUGGACCUAAGACCCCAGAGCAGUGCAAAAGUAGAAGUCCACUUUAACGAUCAGGUGGAAGAAAUGAGCAUUCGUCUGGACCAAACUGUUGCAGAACUAAAGAAACAAUUAAAAACUCUAGUGCAAUUACCCACAAGCAACAUGCUUCUCUACUAUUUUGACCACGAAGCGCCCUUUGGCCCAGAGGAAAUGAAGUACAGCUCUCGGGCAUUGCAUUCUUUUGGCAUUAGGGAUGGAGAUAAGAUUUAUGUGGAAUCCAAGACAAAAUAACCUCUACCAGCCUUGUAAAAACACACACAUAAGGACUUCUUGCAGGGCAUUUGUUUCCAAUGUGGUUUUCUUUAGGAGGGAGAAGGUUGUUUUUGUUUUGUUUUGUUUUAUUUAGGUUUCGGGAGGGAUUUGUAUAUUUUUCCCCCUAGAAUGGGUAGGGGGCUGUUUUUGGUGUUUUCUACCACAGAUUUCUUCGGCUCAGCCAGCAGAAUUGGCCACAUCUGCAGUCCGUGUGCCCUCCCUCAUGAAUGAUGACUAAGAAAUCACCGACUUCUUACUGUGUUCACCGGGAUUUGUCUACCACUUGGUUAUCAUUACCAUUUAGGGUACUUGUGAAGAUAGCACGAACAGCAUAUUCCCCUCAGAAGGGUGUCUUAGAGAGUUUAAAUCAGAAAACAAGGAACUUUACAGGAAGGGCCAGCACUUCUCUCUCCCAGUUCCUCCCUCUCCCUCCUUGCCUUUUUUGGUUCAGUUUUUCAGUUUGAUUUGUGUCAGCACAUGUUUACCUAAUUGUUUUAUUCUGUCCAUAAUUAACUUCUUAUUUCUCAACUUGGGUGAUUUUUUUUUUCAUUUCUCCCUUUUGAAAUUAAAGUGUUUUAAGCAUUUUUCAACCUGAUUCUGAUCUCAGGUACUCAGUCAGAACGUAUAACUCUGUUAGGAUCUGGAAGAAGCGUAGAUGGAGAGUUAAAACUCCAGGAAAACUGGCUGUUCUUCUGGAAGCACAGGCAGAGCAGUCUGAUCUCUUUGUAUGUAACUGUCUCAAUUUUAAUGUUCCUCACACAUUAUAUCAACUGUUACUUCCCUAACAUGAAAUAUAUCAGAUUCUAGAGUUCUUUUAUUUUUGCUUAUUGAAUGUAUUUCUUUGUAUCUAUCUUUUUCAUUACUUUAAACUAUUAGGAACAGAGGCCUGACUUUGUGAAGAAUCCAAUGGAGUAAUAGAUAUACACGCCAGGAGAGUUGAGAAUUAGCUGAUCAACAUCUGCAGUGUGUGUGAGGGAGGAAAGUGGGUGGAAUAUGGUAAGAGGAGUGUUGUGACUUUCCUGCCUGUGUCAUCAUUUGAAGCCCUUGCUCUUGCACUUUGCAUUAAAAGUGGGAAAUUUUAAUCAAAGAGAGCUUUGGUUCCCAGUUCUUCCCUGGGAUUUUGUGAUGUCAUAAUUGAACAGUUCUUUUUGUUUUACAUCUCAAUUCCAUUGCCUCUACAGAAGAACAACUCUGCCUAAUCUGUGAGUAAAGUAUAAAUGUCAAAACUUCAGAAUUGCCUCCAAGUCAUAUUUUUUACAAAAGCAUAUUUAAAGCACUUUUCUUUAAAAGCUAGUUCCUUAUCUACUCUGAAAUCUUUUUGUUUGUUCUUCUAUUCCUUUGUUAGUCAAUGUAAUCCCUUUCUUGGUCCACCAUGUUUACAGAUGGGGGACUUGAGAAAGACUUAGCGUAACUGGGACAGGUGUGCACAUGAAGUAUUUUUCAAAGAAUGUAAUCAGUAUCUGACUGCAUUUGACCUUUUGACCUUUGUUAUAUGAUUUCAUCCCUCCUACAAAUUCUUUAAUUUCUUAUGAAAUUUUUAGAUGACUCUUGUAAAUUCUUCACAUACACGGAGUUGUGUUUAUUAUUGCUACUUUUUAAAUGUUCCUAUGCCAUAACAGCAGAUGUUUAUUCUCUUAACGCACUUCAGGUUCAGUAUCUGUAAAGCCUUUGACCCGGGCCUACUGAGUCAAAUCUACAUUCACUGUAACAUUAAAGGUGGAAACCAAAGGGUUUGAGAAAGAUGAAUGAGGCCUGUUCUCCUUCUGCUACAGACUUUAUCUUUCAAAAUCACAAAAAUGAGCAAUGGAGAUCCAGGCCGGGUAUAGACAAGAAUAAUUAUUUUGCAAUCACAUUUUCAUGACAGAUUUUUGCAAGUGGGGAAAAAGUGUGGCCACAGUGUCAUGAAGAUUAAAACUGUGGGUGCUUUCUGUAUGUGCGCAUGAGUGUAGAUGAGUUUGAGAGAAAAAUAGUGUAAUUGAGCCCAUUGCUUUUGUCAGCCUGGAAAACAUGCACUCUUAUUUUUCGAGGUUGUCUGACUGUCCCACAGCAGAAGGCAGAGCAAACACUUAUGUUAUGCUUUAAUCAUAAGUGGAAUGGUCACAAUUAAUAAGAUAUUUUAUAUAUGACAAAGUUUUAUGAAAUGCUUUUUUACUAUUAGAGACCUGUUCCUUCUGUUAUUACAGAACACAGUGUCCAUCAACUGCAGGCAUAAUUCUUCUAUUAUACAGUUGCAUGUCAGGGGAACUUCUCAUUUAAUUCGGUGGAUGUGGGUAUUUUUAGGGCAUUGUACUGAUGGUUUUAAUAAUUGCUGAAUAAUUUUUGAUUGAGACAAAAUCUAAUAUAAUUACCGAUCUGUUAAGAGUUACAGAACAGAAGUAAAUGAGAAAAGCUAUUUGAGCAUGUGUACUUAUAGAUUUAUUUGGGUGGCUAAGUAAAAAUGCUGCUUUUGAAAUAAAAUUGGUGCUGUGUAGACACUUGUAACCAAAAUUAUUUUUAUAAUAGGCCAAAAGGAAGGAGAGAAGAGACUAUGGACUUUUGAGUCUACAAGUUAUGCGUAGCUGAGGCUGCAGCUUAUCUGUAUUGUAGUAUUGACUUCGUCCAGAUUCAAUGAGAGUGUAUUAUUGACAUUUAUGAAGCAAAAUGCUGUCAGAGCCAGUGUUACAGAUAUGUUGCUGCAGGCAUGGUGUAUAGAACAUAUCUUUUCUAAAAUACAAAUUAUUUUCAGUUAUGAAAAAGGAAAGGAAUAAUAAAAGAAAGCCAAAUCAAAGGAAAGGGAUCCUUUCUACAUGUGGGCAUGUAGUUGCGAAAGCCACAAUAGAAAUCAGUUUUUGAAUUUGAAUUGUUGAAAUAGCCCAGAUUGCUUUAAAG
This is a messenger RNA of Ceratotherium simum simum (southern white rhinoceros), 4369 nucleotides long. RefSeq names its product tubulin folding cofactor E like (gene TBCEL). Gene Ontology annotation, molecular function: protein binding. Lineage: Eukaryota; Metazoa; Chordata; Mammalia; Perissodactyla; Rhinocerotidae. The record is from RefSeq and is a predicted model, not a curated record.